AUGCUCCCUCCCCACCCCGAGGGCUGGGCUUCCGCGGCCGGCGCAGCCCGGCGCUGCCGGGGUCCCCGCUGCCUCCGCUGCCCUGGGGACCUGCCGCGACCCCCUCGGGGACCGUCCCCUCCUCCCCGCCCGGACACCUGGGUCCUGGCCCCCACCGCGGGGGCGGCGGCGUGCGGGGCGGGCGCCGGUUUCGGGGGCUGUUUUGGGGACAGGCACUCACCGCACCGUCAGGUUCACGCUGCUGGUAACGCUGCGGCGGUUCUGCUCUUGCGCGGUGCCAAGGCCGGAGCUGCUGGUCGGCACGGAGCAGCCCGGCCCGCUCGGCCCUCGCCCCGUGCACAUGGCUCCGUCCAGCCGAGCGGCCUCGCGAGGUGGGAAAUAAGUGAAAAUCUCACUGUUUUGGGGGGCGUCCGGCGCGCGGUGCCCUGCGCGCGGCCUGAACCCGCCCGGCGGCGGCCCCACGGCAUCGCUCCAUCCCCCAUCACCCCACGGGACGCGCCACGGCCCCGUGUAGUUGCCCCACGGCUCAUUGCCCCGCUGGCCCCGCUCUCCCUGGCACUGAGGGCAGGUGGUGCUGCGGGUCACCCCCCCCAAAAGGCAGGGGGUACACGCACGCCUGCCGGGCGGCCCCGAACUGCCCGUGCCCCACGGCGGGGGGGCCCCGGCGCGCGAGGAAGGCAUGCGGAGCCGGCCGCAGCCUCCGGGAAGCCGCCCAAAACGCCUCAGGUCUCGCUCACCUUUCCCGUAACUCCGCCGCCGCCCCGGGGGGGCCGCCGGGGUAUAAAGCGGCAGUGCGGGGGCCGCCGGGCUCCGGUCCCGCCAUGUGCCGCCUGCCCGCCCUGGCUGCGCCGCCGCUGCUGCUGCUGCUGCUGCUGCUGCUGCUGCUGCCGCCGCCGGGGACCCCGGGGCCCCCCCGGGCUGCGCCGGCCCCCCCCGGCGUCGCCGGUGUCCGGCCCGUGGCCGUCGCCAGGAGCCGCCAGCCGCCGUGCGCCUGCGGGAGAGACGCCGCGGCGCCGCGCGGGGAGGGGCUCCCCCCUGCCGGCGGCCGGGGCCGGUGCCCGCCGUCCGCCCCCCGGCGCUGCCGCCCCCGCACCCCCACGAGGGGGCUCUCGCUGCCCCUCUAGGUGCCACACACGGACCGGCCCCCCCGGGGCCCCCCCGGGGCACCAGGACCCCCCAGAGACGCCUGUGGAGCCCCGCGACGACGCCGACCCCCAUGGACUGCUACGGAUCCCCCUGCGACCCCCCCGUGGCCCCCCGGACCCUGUGACACCCCCGACCCCUACGGAUCCCCCUGCGACCCCCUCCGUGACCCCCCUGACCCUGUGAACCCCCCGACCCCUACGGAUCCCCCUGCGACCCCCUCUGUGACCCCCGGACCCUGCGACCCCCCCCAGACCCCUACGGAUCCCCCUGCGACCCCCCCUGCUACCCCCUGGACCCUGUGACCCCCCCCCGACCCCUAUGGAUCCCCCUGCGACCUCCCCUGCAACCCCCUGGACCCUGGAGCCCCCCCUCCGGACCCCUACGGAUCCCCCUGCGACCCCCCCUGCAACUCCCCGGACCCUGUGAGCCCCCCCCCCAGAUCCCUACGGAUCCCCCUGCAACCCCACCCAGUGACCCCCUGGACCCUGUCACCCCCCCCCCAGACCCCUAUGGAUCCCCCUGCGACCUCCCCCGUGACCCCCCAGACCCUGUGACCUCCCCCAGACCCCUAUGGAUCCCCCUGCGACCCCCCAUGACCCCCCGGCCCCUGUGACCUCCCCCAGACCCCUAUGGAUCCCCCUGCGACCCCUUGGCCCCUGCGACCCCCCUGUAGACCCCUAUGGAUCCUCCUGUGACCCCCCCCAGCCCCUGUAAACCCCCACGGACCCCCCCAAACGCCCCCGAUGAACCCCCUGGCCCCCCAAACCCUCUUGGUCCCCACCUGGUCCCUGUAGAUUCCCUGUGACCCCCCAGACUCCCUUUUGGACCCUCCUGUGACCCCCCCAGACCACCUUUGCUCUCUCCAGGCCCCUAUAGAUCCCCCGUGGCCUCCCGGACUGAAUCCUUUGGAGGCCCCAGACCCCCCCCGCCCCCCCCGACCCCUAUGACCUCCAUGGACCCCCCCGGACCCUCUUAGGCCCCCUCCCAGGCCCCUACGAGCCCCCUGUGCCCCCCCCAGACCCUCUCGGACCCCCGACCCCGCACCCCCACAGCGACGAGGGGCCGGGGGGGGUCAAAGGUCCCGGGAGGGGCCACGGGGGGGUCUCAGGGGCCCGCUGGGGUCACGGCGGGGCGACGGGGCCGGGGUGAGGGGUCAGAGGCCGCGGGGAUCACCGGGGUCAGAGGUCAGGGGUCACCGGGGCGCCGCGUCCUCCCAAUAAAGCCAUCAG
Messenger RNA from Dromaius novaehollandiae (emu), 2375 nucleotides. Its product is annotated as basic proline-rich protein-like. Bases 1 to 1329 code for a protein of 442 amino acids. The transcript is spliced from 3 exons. The record is from RefSeq and is a predicted model, not a curated record. NCBI's taxonomy places the organism in Eukaryota, Metazoa, Chordata, Aves, Casuariiformes, Dromaiidae.